Messenger RNA from Psilocybe cubensis, 3417 nucleotides. RefSeq names its product Restin-like protein. The transcript has 10 exons. Bases 1 to 3417 code for a protein of 1138 amino acids. The record is from RefSeq and is a predicted model, not a curated record. Gene Ontology annotation, molecular function: nucleic acid binding; plus-end-directed microtubule motor activity; zinc ion binding. NCBI's taxonomy places the organism in Eukaryota, Fungi, Basidiomycota, Agaricomycetes, Agaricales, Agrocybaceae.
AUGGCUACACCUGGUAGGCCCCGACAGUCGGGGAUCCCUGGACCUGGACGAGCCAGUAGCAUCCCGACUCCUGGAAGAUCUCGUUCAAAUUCAAAUAUCCAUCAAAAUUAUGAUCAAACCCAGGCUGAUGAUAUUACUCGCGCCUUUGCAGACGCAAUCAAGGCGAAUGACCCCUCGAUGCAUCGCAAUAACUCUCUAGCAAAUAGUAUCUCAACGUCGUCGCUUUCCCCUCAAUCAGGCGCGUUCUCGGGCCGUCGCUCUGUCGCAGGGAGACCAUCUUCAUCAGCAUCCUCUUCUUCAACUAAAGCUCAAGAUAGGAUUAAAACUCCAAUAUCAGCACGAGUUUCAAGUCGGCCCCCGAGUCGAUCCGAGCUUAGCAAGCCACCUAAAACGUUCGAAGUAGGCGACAAUGUCAGAAUAGAGUCUCUGGGCUUUGAGGGGAAACUGAGGUACAUAGGGGAUAUUGAGGGGAAGCCUGGUCUAUGGGCAGGUGUAGAAUUGAGCGGCGGGUUUUCUGGAAAGGGGAAGAAUAAUGGUUCUGUUGACGGCAAACAGUACUUCAAUUGUCCUGCCAAAUGUGGGGUUUUUGUAGCCACCACCAAAUUAUCAGCUCCAACAGUUGGUCCAGGAGCGAUUCAACGCCCUCCAUCUGUAGCGUCUUCCAGAGGGGGCAUGAAAUCCUCAACCGUGAACUCAGGAAGGACUACGCCCUCUUUUGUGGGCAUGAGGACCCCUUCGGCAUCUUUUUCCAAUGGAAGAGUCACUCCAUCGACUGGGGGCCGUAUAACACCUUCAGACUCCAGUGGGAGAAUCACACCAAAUUCCUCACUUCCAGGAUUAUCCCAACAGAGGCUCUUCAAAACCCCAAGUUCCAAACCAAAAACAGUUGCCCCUCUUUCGGAAAAAAUAACAGCCGGCUCUCGUGCAUCGAAGUACAUGACGAUGACAGCCCAGCAACUCAAUUCGCGCAGUAAAACAAGUCCAGAGACUUCGACUCGUAAAAGCGAAAGCUCUGGCAUAUCACUAAAUAGCCCGACCAUGUCUCGCACCUUGUCAUCACCAUCUCGAUCCUCGGGCUCUCCAUUUUCAACGCCUAGGGCAGGUAGUAUACGCUCGUCUAACGCAGGUGGCUCACCUACUUCAUUGUCUGCAAGGAACCGAACAUCAAUGAAUACCCCACGAGCACGUAUCCCAAGUGGCGUGGCAAUGCCUCCCCCUCCGUCACCCAAAGCCUUGCCAUUGCACCAUCUGCAAACGGGCGUUAAUCGCUCUUCGCCUCCACAGUCUAGAAAUGAUCUUUUAAUCCAGGAAAAAUCAACCUCCUCCGUUUCCCCAUUUUCGUCGUCAUCGCGUCCAAGUUCGUCGACCUCAUUCAGAUCUGUCGGCACUGAUGAACUCGCAAUAAUUGAACAACUACAGUCUCGCCUAGAUGCAGCGGAGUAUGAGAAUGAACGACUACGAAUGUCGUCGGAGGCUGCAAUGGCUUCAUCAACAGAGACAGAGCACCUAAGAACUGAAAGAGACGAAACUCUUGUUAAAUUAGAAGCCGCACAGACAAAAAUAUUAACGCUAGGUGAACUCGUCAAAACUCAAGCAACAGACAUGGAGAUACUGCAGGACGAAAAUCAACGUUUGCGGCAGGAACUCACGACCACGGCCGAGCAGGCCGAGCAAGAUAUAUCUCUUCGCCGUUCAGAGGCGGAGUCGCUCGGUCAGGAAAUGAAGUCGCUCUUGGACAAGCUAGAUGAAUUUGAGGCCCUCGUCUUGCAGAAGGAUGAAAUAAACACGACCCAAGCUUCGAACAUUCAAGACUUGUCUGCUGAGCUCGAAAAACUGCAGGCCGAUUUCCAGGAAGAAAGGAAAGAGCUGAAUGGUCAGAUAGACGAGCUUAGAAUUGCUGGUCAGGAAACCAUCGCACUUUAUGAGGAGCGCUUGUCAGCGGCCAACACUCAACGAUAUGAACUAGAGCAUCGCAUUUCAAUUCUCGAGACAAGCCUCAAAGCCGCUGUUUCAAAUCACGCGCCCCAAGAGCCUGCUUCCGCUAUCAGGUCUGCCACUGAGAUCGACAACGAGACGUUGCAGGAACAAGUCCAAUACUUGCAGAAAAAAUCAGCGAGACUUGAAGAGCAACUAGAAGAUACACGGGCGGCUUUGGAACGAGAUAUGGUUUCAUACCAGGAUAAGAUUUCUCGUAUACGCAUGGAGGAGGAGCAGCAUAAGAGAGACUUAAACUUGAAGGAGCGAGAGUACGAGCAACUUCUGAAGUCGGAAGCAGGUGCUCGUAAUCGUGUUGAAGAAAUCGAAGAAGCCUUGCGAGAAAGCACCGUUGCUCUUGAAAGUGCUCGUGGAGAAGUCGAAGCUCUCAGAACAGAGAUGGCCAAUUUGGAAGUCCUUAUUGACGAUGCAUCUGAAGGCGAUGUAUCUUCCAAGUUAACCAACUUCAUGAGGAAGAUGGCCGCCGAUAAAUCCAAAUAUAAACAGGAGCUACAACUAUUAGAGAAGGCUCUUGAAGAUACCCAGGCAGAAAAGGAGCUCCUAGUCAAUCAAAUGUCUAAACAGAUCCCCAAUCCUUUGGGUAAUACGCAAAACAACGAGGACCUUCUUGGCAAUGUAAAUGACAGUCUGCGUAAACAAGUCAUCGAACUCGAAGCAAAGGUGGUAGGUCUAGACCAAGAAUUAGUUUCACGGACAGCGGAAUUGGAAGUUCUUCGCAAGAAGUCGAAUCGUGAAGCCGCCUUGACAAAUGGGACAUCGGAGACUUUAUCAUCAAAGCCUGAACCAUCCUCUGAAGAAGUCGCUGAACUUCAAAAAGAAAAUCUAGCCUCUGCACAGCAAAUCAAGCUCUUGGAAUCAGAGAAUCAACUCCUGUCGGCAGAAGCUGAACAACUUCGUCAAGAAAUUCACAUAUUGGAAGAAAAUUUGGACAAUUCGUUAGAGGGAGAUAAUGAUGGAGCGAAAGCUCCGCGUCCAUUGGCUGACCAAAGGACCAGAUUUGAGAACGAUCUGGAUCAAGCACGCAAGCGACUCAGUGAAGCAGAAAUGAAACACGCUCGGACGAUACACAGUCUCAACAAAGAAAUCAGUGAAUUAGAGGCUCUUGUUGAGUCCAAGGAUGAACUAGAACAAGAAAUAGAACGAUUAAAGGACAAACUAGCUAGACAGAAAAAGACAUCAAAAAACAAUGGCGACCCAACAGAGGCACGGCAACGAUUGAGCACGGCGUCAAUCAGUAGUGCGGGCACAGGAGCGCUUGGAGGAAGUCGGGAGGAAGAAGUAUGCGAGAUAUGCGAACGGCCGGGACACGAUAUAUUUAACUGCAGCCUAUUAAAAGAGGACAAGACGGGAGUGGUGUGUGAGGACUGCGAAAGUCCAGGCCAUGUUGCCGCAGAUUGCCCACACUCUUUGGAUGUUUUCUAA